This is a messenger RNA of Rotaria sp. Silwood1, 2520 nucleotides long. The record is from the annotation of a GenBank genome assembly. NCBI's taxonomy places the organism in Eukaryota, Metazoa, Rotifera, Eurotatoria, Philodinida, Philodinidae.
AUGUAUCUUCAAUUCUACUUUAUUGUUAUCCUCUAUGGUAUUUCACAAAAUUUUAUUCAUACACAAGACUUCUUUCAAGCACAAUUAUCACCAUUCACUCUCACAUCCGUACCGUAUUUAGAUGGUGAAGUAGCAGUCUACGAACAUAAACAAAAUCGUUCACGUUUAUUUGUACCACCAUUGGCCGUCGUGUAUCUCAAUCAGACCCGUGUGUUUUACAAUACUUUUACUAGCAAAUAUAUGUUAACCCUUUCAUUAAUCCUCUAUACAAAUGAAUUGCGUACAAAAAUUUUAAAAUAUGUAUCAAGUACACGCGGUCGAUGUAUUCGUGCACAGGAAAUAUGCGAUUUAAAAAUGGUACCAACUGAACGUCUCCGAAUUGUAUGGAAACGUACAAAUCCAUUAUUAGCAGCUUAUAAAUUGGAUACAAGUUGGCAAUCGAAUACAGCACUUCGAAAUAAAAUUGAUGUGCAUAUUGAAUGCACUACAAGUCAAAUAUGUUACAAAUUAUUAAACGAUCUUUUAGAAGCGCCAUUUAUGUUGGAUGGUUUCGAAUUGGAAUAUAGUACACAACCUGAGAAGCAAACAUGUAAGAUAGUUACAAUUACUGGCCAACAUCUUAUGAAAACAAAGAUGUAUUCAGAAUUGAAACAAUUACCAUCAGCAACGGUUGAUGAUAGUAUACGUUAUCUACUUGUUGAUGAUAUGAAUCAGCUAAUAACUGAAAUAUUGACAACAAUGGAAUUAGAAGAAGUAACAGAUUCUGAUUAUAUUGCACAUGAUGAUCAGAAAGCAUUGACAGAACUGUUGACACAACGGCUUUCAUUAAAUGUUGAAACGUUACAUGAUCAUACAGAACAACAAUGGAAUUCAAUCUAUUGGAAUUCCGAUAUUAUACGUCCAGAUCGAAUUGUCCGUCUAUUAAAUGACGAACUGAAACAGUUACAGAAUAAAACUAUUACCACAUAUCAAAAUAAAACAUAUAUUGAACAGCAACGAGAUCAGAAUCACUUUAACCAGACAUAUGCAAAUGGAAAUUAUGAUAUUUCAGAAAAUAUAUCCGGUAGUGGUCGAAAUAAAACCGAUAGAUCCAAUGAUGGUACUAGCAUUUCUUCAACACAAAAACAAAUUAUCGAUCAGAGUAGUAGUGAUCAAUCACAGAUUCGCAGUUAUAGGAAAAAUACAUCAGAUAAUUAUCAUAAUGCUCAUUCGUUUAACAACAAUUUUGGUAUUAAUACAGGCUUUGGUGGAUUCAGUGUUGGUGUGUCAUUUAGCCCAUCAAACACACAUAAAGAUUCUAGCUCCUUAUCUCGCUCAAAUUAUGGUAUUAAUGAUUGGUGUAAUGCAUUUAGUAAAUUUAGUGAUUAUUCACAUAAUGGAAGUAAUGCGCGGAAAAAUAAAACAACAAGUAGUGAUGAUAUAUCGUUUGACAACAAGAAUGCAUGGCGCCAUGUAGUUAAUCAAGAUCAACAAACAGUACAUGAUCAUAUAGAAAUGAAAGCAGACGCCGAGUCAUAUCAAAAUUUUAGACAUAAAAAUUUUGAUUUUUACACAAAAAAUCGUCAAUAUAUUGAAUUUACCGGUGACAAAUUCAUUGUUAAACCUGUUAAAGCUUACAAAUUGAAUUUAGCUACAUUUCAAGAAAAUACAAAAUUGAUACACAGAAGUAUCGUUGUCACACGCAUUGAUUCAAUACAUGCUGUACCGAUUAGGGUUCGAUUACUACCAUCAGAUGUGCUGCUAGCAAAAGUACCAGUUACUGAUAACUACACGAAUGUAUUUGAAUCAAAAUUGCAUGAACUGAAACAAAAAUUAACUCUGGACCUAGAAAAAUCAAAUUCACGUGUAAACAAUCAGUUGACAGAAUUAAAAUCAUCCAAUGAUAUGAUUGAAAAUAAUGUGAAAGAAUUAAAAUUACACAUACAAAAUCAAUUGUCAGAACUUAAAUUGCCAGACAACAUGACUAAAAACAAUCUUGAUCAAUUAAAGUUACGCAUAAGCGAUCAAUUGAAAGAACUUGAAUCGUCACACGAAACGAUUAAAAAUAAUCUUGAUCAAUUAAAAUUAAACAUAAGCGAUCAAAUGAAAGAACUUCAAUUGUCAGACGUCAUGGUUAAAAAUAAACUCAAUCAAUUAGUGUUAAACACAAACAAUCAAUUAAAAGAACUUGAAUCGUCAAACACAAUGAUUAAAAAUAAUCUCGAUCAAUCGAAGUUAAACAUAAGCAAUCAAUUGAAAGAAUUUGAAUCGUCAGACACAAUGAUUAAAAAUAAUAGUGACCAAUUGAAGUCAUACAUAAAUACUCAACUAUCAGAACUUAAGUCGUUAGACGCGAAAAUUCAAAAUAAUAUUGAUCAAUUUAAGUCACACAUAAACAAUCAAUUAGAUGAACUUAAGUCAAAUAAGACAAAUGUCAAUACAACACCUUUACCUACAUUCAUAAGACCAACAGGUAAUUCUAAAUUUGAACUUUUUAAUUGUGUAAGAAAGGUAAGAAGGAAUUAUGUAAAGCAUUCUCUA